This is a messenger RNA of Exophiala spinifera, 591 nucleotides long. RefSeq lists its product as uncharacterized. The record is from RefSeq and is a predicted model, not a curated record. Lineage: Eukaryota; Fungi; Ascomycota; Eurotiomycetes; Chaetothyriales; Herpotrichiellaceae. The transcript has a single exon. The coding region runs from base 1 to 591 and encodes 196 amino acids.
AUGGCCUCUUCAGACCCGAUCUCCAAACACACAGCCAGCAGCGCCUCUCCCCUCCGGGACACAACCACAUACAUCACCGGCCACAACAGCAAAGACUACACUGCCAUCUACGCGUCCGUGAGGCCGGCUGCGUGGCAAGCGAUCAAGGACACGAACCACUUCAACGUCAGCUUCACGACGUCCGAAAUGCCUGUGCGCAUGGACGACGACGCGGACAUUGCGAAGCACGACGAGGUCAUGUCGUCCGGGUCGCUGGGCCUCGUCAGGCCGAACGGCACCGUGUGCCGCACCGUCGACUUUGCCCCCGCGGGCGAGGCGCUCAUGCACCGCACCAAGAGCCUCGACUACGGCAUCGUGGUCGAGGGCGAGAUCGAGCUGCACCUGGACUCGGGCGAGGUCAGGACCCUGAAAAGGGGCGACGUCGCCGUGCAGCGCGGGACAAUGCACGCCUGGAAGAACGCGAGUCCGACGCACUGGGCCAGGAUGAUCUUCGUCCUCCAGGACAGUGCCCCUGUCAGGGUCGGGGACAGGGUGCUCCCGGAGGAUUUGGGUCAUGCAAAGGGUGUUAUUCCCGAUAGUGGCAACCAGUGA